Messenger RNA from Trametes versicolor FP-101664 SS1, 789 nucleotides. RefSeq lists its product as uncharacterized. Lineage: Eukaryota; Fungi; Basidiomycota; Agaricomycetes; Polyporales; Polyporaceae. The transcript has 5 exons. The record is from RefSeq and is a predicted model, not a curated record. Bases 158 to 691 code for a protein of 177 amino acids.
UGAUUUCGCAGUGGCAGUUGCAGGUCGCAGCCCUGUCCGCCCUGCGUUCCCACUGUCUAGACAACCGCCGCAGGGUCGUUAGAUUCCUAAUAAACCCCUGGAGUAUGCCCACGAGGGGUGUAUCGGUGUCUGCUGUUCCUAUCUAUCCUUGCCCGCCAUGAACGCUCCGUGGUUAUACCGUGUCAUCACAUUCGUGCUUGCUUCCAUAUUGUCGCUGGUCGUCAUUGUAUUCUGCGUGAAAAGCAAAGACCAUCUCGAUGACAUAGUCAACGCUGUUGGGGGCCGGGGCCAAUUCAAUGCUUCGAACUAUCCAUAUGCCACCCUGGGCAUCGCAGUGGGCGUUAUGACGGUGGUCACAAAAGUCGCCAUGCUCGCCUUGGACUUCUUCUUUGAAAGCAUCUUCACGUCCUAUAUUAUAUUCGAGCUGGGAUGGUCAUGCGUCCUGUGGGUGCUGUGGAUAGCCGUAGGCGGGACCACCCUGUCGAAUGGGAAGGACCUCUUCGGAGACGAGAACUGCCAGGACUUCCACGUUAUUCUCCCCGAAGCGGAAGAUGCGUGCGACGACAUCCACCCCAUCGCCUCCAUCGCGUUCGUUACCUUUGCACUCUUCUUCCUCUAUUCGGGGGUACUUGUGUUCCUGGCGUUCUCUGGCUCGGGGUGGAACACAUCGCUCAAGAGCCGCUCCAAGUAGAGUGGUCAGUGGGCCCCUGCCAGCAUCUGUCGUGCUUCGACUCGUCCUCUUGUUACCUCAGGUUUAUCUAUUAUAUGUUGGGCGACUCCUACGUGUCG